Molecule: messenger RNA, 2801 nt
Organism: Nelumbo nucifera (sacred lotus)
Lineage: Eukaryota; Viridiplantae; Streptophyta; Magnoliopsida; Proteales; Nelumbonaceae
Product: NAD(P)-binding Rossmann-fold superfamily protein
Source: RefSeq, a predicted model, not a curated record
GAGCUCAUACUGAAAGGAGGAGGGGUUCAACGUCUUGCUAAGCUAUGACCGUCCACACUCUCUCUCCUAUCUACCGCUCCAGUUAGACCAUCGUCACCUACAGCCCCUUUCCUUUCGCCGUCAGAAACCCUAUUGCAGCGGCAGCAGUAUUCCUAAGCUCAGAGGCACCGCAGAGACAACGAACUCGGGAUCUCCAUUAUUUCCAACCUACUGCAACCUCAAAGUAAGUUUGUGAAGGUCUUUUGUACCUUGUCUCUAGGGUCAUUCUUCUCCUUGCCUUCGAGUUUCAACUGAGACCGCCAUGAUGACAGGGACAUGUGCGAAGCAGAGACCAUUGGUAUCUUUUCUUGCUACCGGUGUAGUAUUCUUGGGGACUAUUCGAAUCAUUGUCAUAGCUAGGACUUGAAGAACGAUUCAAAUAAACAAGUGUUCGAAUACCACUGGCACGACUACUGGAGGGUUUCGAGGGUUUCAUGUCUCGGGAAGACAUGGAUACCCUUGAUUGAAAAUCGGUGGGAACCAACGGCGAGGGAGAAGGAGAUCGAGAGAGAUGGAGUUGAGAUAUUCGAUUUUUUUGUCAUUGUGGAGUUGCAGCAAAAGAUUGCCAUUAAUGAGGUAGUUGAUUAAUGGAGUUGUAGUGAUUAAUGGGGUAUUUGAUGUUAUCGAAGCUGCUGCUGUUGUUGGUGGUAUCUAAGUAGAGACUAUUUGUUGGAUUUAGGCAUAUCUAAAUGGCUGACCGCCAUUAUGAAGCAUAUGCUAUUUUUGUCGAUGGUCUCUAAGUACCUGUUGGAUAUAGGGAAAGGCAGGACUUUCCACGGUUUCAUCUCCGAAUGACAGACCGCCAUGAUGAACAAGAAACAAGAAAAGGGGAGGGGGGAGAGUACAGGUCUUUUAUCGCAACUGUUCUCUUUUCUUCUCUUGAAAAUAGCUGUUAUUGGGUGAAAUGGGAAACAUAUUCUUCUCUUAUUUUAAAGUCUAAGAUUCUUCUCUUUUUAAACAUAGUCUGUUUAAAAAGUAUUAAUUUUUAAACAGUAAGAAUACAUUUACUCAGCUAAACUAUAAGGGUAAUUUAAAAACUUUAUCCUCUAUUUUUUCUUUCGGUCUUUCUCGCUUCUCGGAGAAACGCUUCCGGUGUCAUCCCGAAAUGCGCGGGGCUAUCGCCGAUGGAGCGGACGAACCGACGAACGAGAAGUUUUGUUUUGUUUGGGAAGAGUUUCAAGAACGUUCGAGGUUUGAGAGUGCCAACUGCUAACUGCCAAGUAAUAGCAAUGAACGAUUCAGUGAAAGUUUUGUUUGGGGAGAAGGAGUUUAUAGCAAUGAACGAUCCAGUAGCGCGUGACCUAUUAUAUUAAAAUGCUAAUGACGUUUUAUCUUCGUGGACGGUGGACCCCGACUUAUUCAUGAAGGAUUAAAGUCACAUCGGCAUGCAAGCUCCAAUUUGUGGCCUUGUAGCGUGGACGGUCUUGAUUGUCCGCAUCAUCCCUCGACAUGGUUAAAAUGGAGGCUCAUGUGUAUGUUAAACCCCACUGGAUCACGACAAACUACUAAUACAUGAACCGGUCGGUAGAUCUAGAUGCACCCGUGGGACUGUGGGAGAGGUGAAAUAGCAAAUAGCUCGUUAGAAGAGAGCGCAAGGCAGCUACUGUUUCUACUUUCGUUCAGAGAUUGUGUGUGGGAGAGAGGGAGAGAGAGAGAGAUGGAUCGGAAGAGAGUUUUAGUGGUGGGAGGAACAGGAUAUUUGGGCCAACAUCUGUUGCAGGGAUUUCUAGAGAUGGAGGGAAAGCCAUACGAUGUUGCAUUCACCCACCACUCCAGUCCUCCUCAGAAGUUGCUUGACGCAGUUUCUCCUUGUCCUGCUUUCCCUGUCGAUCUGCAGACAGGACAAGGCUUCGAUACCAUCUCCGCUACAUUUGGUCAGCCUGAUGUGGUUAUUAAUUGCGCUGCACUUUCCAUACCCCGUGCUUGUGAAACGGAUCCCGACGCUGCUAUGGCUACCAAUGUACCUUCUUCUCUGGUAAAAUGGUUGUCAAGCACUGGUAAUGGCAGUACUCUUCUGAUUCACCUUUCGACUGAUCAAGUUUAUGAAGGAGAAAAAUCCUUUUACAAGGAAGAUGAUGAAACUAUUCCUGUAAAUGUCUAUGGAAAGUCAAAAGUAGCAGCAGAGCAGUUUAUUCAAUCCAACUGCUCAAACUUUGCAAUUUUGAGAAGCAGUAUCAUAUAUGGGCCACAGACAAUUUCCCCUGUUACAAAGUCUCUUCCCAUUCAGUGGAUUGACAGUGUCCUCUCUAGGGGAGACAAAGUGGAGUUCUUUCAUGAUGAGUUCCGCUGCCCUGUUUAUGUCAAUGAUGUAGUGGCUACCAUACUGACUUUGACAAAGAACUGGACCACAGAUGGUAGGCAAAUACAAUUAGUUUUGAAUGUUGGUGGACCAGAUAGGGUAUCACGUUUUCAAAUGGCUGAGACAGUAGCGGCUGUUAGAGGAUAUGAUAUCUCUUUAAUCAAAGCUGUAUCUUCUUCAUCGGUAAACCGUGGUGUGAGGUCCCCAGCUGACAUAUCUAUGGAUAUUAGUAGAUUGGUUCAGACGCUUAAUAUUACUCCUAUUCCAUUCAUUGAUGGUGUAAAAUUAACUCUUGGACCUGCAGCUGGUUCUUGACAUUAUGAGAAAAUGACAUGUAAAUUGAUCUUCUUUCUUUCUCUCUUCCAUAAUUCCUUUGCUACCAAAAGGGGCUACAUCACCACUAGCCUACAAUAUCAGUGUACCAAAAAAUACUGAAUGAUUAAACUUAUGCUUUUCUGGAAAA